AUGCACUUGAAAAGAGUGAUUUCCGAAAAGGAAGCGCUUCAAGAUCGUCUUGAGCAAUUUUCGUUACCGAACGCUCAAGCCAUGGAGAAAGCCGAUAGUUGCACUUCAAUGAGUCACUAUUCCAAACCUAGUUUUUCAGACAAAGAGUUGACGGCGGUUAAGGAACGACAACGCCUUGAGCUGGAGGCUCAAAAUGCCACUCUAGAAGAGCAGCGAACUCACAUUUCUAUGCUUGAGAAAGCUUUGAGUAAUGCUCAGGAAAGGCUAGCAAAACGCGAGAAGGUCUGCGACGAACUGACAUUGGCUGCUGAACGAGCAAACCACCUCCAGCGUCUCCUCCACGAAACUCUCCUGGAUAAACAAGCACGCGACGAGACACACGCCCAAGAGCGAACGCAAUGGGAGAUGGAUAUGACGCAACUGAAAAUGCAACUGAACAAAGAUUUCUCUCAGAACGGAAGUCUCAAGAGGAUCAGUCGGUUAACUGGCGAUGCAGGCGAUGAAACAAUCAAUAGGCUCAAAAAGACUAUGUAUGCCAAAGACGAACGUAUCACGCAGCUUGAGCGGACAGUUGUAGAGUUGCAAAGGAGGCUUCAUGAGGAGACCGAACGAAAAAACUGUGCUUUUGGUGCUCUCAAUGAUAAUUUCGAGUCUAAAAUGAAACAAUUUGAAGACGAGAAAGCUGCUAAGGAUCGUCGUAUCACGCUUUUAAGCGAGGAUCGCGGAAAAUUGGGGGAAAUCCUAGAUGUCGGCGGUAAAGAACGUGAUGAUGAUGCUGCACUUGGCAUGCACAAAAUGGAAGAAAUCCGGCAGAAGAUUCAGGAAAGAAAAAGAAAAGGCCGCAUGUGCGCUACUGGAGGACUGAUUGGAAUGGGGGAUCAUUCCCGAUCAUCUUCAGGAUCACUCCUUCCACCGGGGUCUCAUUUGAGGACUUCCUCCGGUCCUUUCGAACAAACCAUCCUGGAUUCGGCAGCACUACUCUCAGAGAUAUCAAAUCCGUACGCCAAUCGACCAUCGGUGUCGUCAGGAUAUCACAACUUCUUUCAAAGUGAAAAACGGGAGGGCACCGACGGUGACAAUGUGUGGAAUGUUUAA
Strongylus vulgaris is the source of this 1095-nucleotide messenger RNA. The record is from the annotation of a GenBank genome assembly. Lineage: Eukaryota; Metazoa; Nematoda; Chromadorea; Rhabditida; Strongylidae.